AUGAAACAGCAACUUUCACCAGCACGACAUCGUUCGGGCGAACAGGUCAAAGACCCCGUCACCAGACUCAAAGAGGACUUCAGACAGAAUCUAUGCGUUGAUCAUUGGCUUUCAGGAGACAACAAGUUCCUGCCUCGAAACUGUUUGUCCAAGCUCCUCCAGAUCGACCGUAUCAAAGAAUGCAUGCCGACCGCCGAGGAUACUCUGAUCAAGCUUGUAGCUGAUGAGGCCACGUUAGUGUUCGCUACAAUACUGCGCAGCAACUGUGGAAGUUAUGGGUCAAAGCUUCUUUUGCAAUCAAUCGUUGAGAUGUGUCUGCAGCAUGGGCUUUGCGAUCGGAGAUUGCCAAUUCCGGACGUCCCUACGAGUGAGUACGACCAAGAAGCUAUUCGAGCGACACGCCCCGAGUUGCAAGCGUUCGACUACUGGGGUGACGAUAGUUGGGGCAUAUGGGAGAGCUUCUACAACACCCAGUGGACGUUUCUUGCGCCCACAUUUACCAGGGCUCGGCUGGAGCACACCCUACCGGCGCGAACCAUCUUGCCCUUCACGGGGUAUGCCGAAGAGGUCUCCAGUGGCAACUUCGGAAGUGUCAGUAAGGCUUACUUGCACGCAAACCACGUUGAGGGCUUUGACGAGCUUCCCGGUGGCAAGUUUUGCAUUGCCAUCAAGGAGUUCAGGCAAGUGGCCUCAAAUGCUACUGCAGGUAUGUCGGCGCAGCUUGCUUUCCGGAAAGAGGUCGACAACCUGAAGAAGAUGAACGCACGCAAAUCAUCCGACCAGCAUCCCCAUCUAGUCAGUCAUAUCGCUGCUAUCACCCUUGAAAACGAUCCCGAAGACACUCGCGCGAACAGAUAUCUUAUAGUUUCCGAGUGGGCGGACGGUGGUGAUUUGCGCGAUUUCUGGAAGCGGCCUCCGGGAUCAUUCACGAAGGCGAGGACCAGUCAACAACGAUCCGCCGUGAUCGACCAACUUCGAGGCCUAGCAAGUGCUAUUGGCAAGUUGCACAAUCAGAAGAAUGCUCCGUCGAGAGCCGCUGCUCUGGAUGACGUCGGAAGCGGCGCCGCUGGUGUGGUAUUCCCGGAGAUAACUAUCAACGACAAAGGUACUUCAGGAGAUGCUCUGCUGAACGAUGAUGCUUCAAACUGGCGUCAUGGGGAUUUGAAGCCCGAGAACAUUCUCGUAUUCCUCGACGCUGUGAGUACAUGCGGCAUCUGGCGCAUUGCUGACGUUGGAUUGGCGAAGAUGCACAGUCAGGCCACCGCACGCCGAAGAGGAGUCACUGGAACUCAAUUCGGCACCGUCAUAUACGAGCCCCCAGAUCUGAUGGAUAAUAUUCUCGACCAUGAUCUGCAGGACACCGAUGCCUGGGGCAACGCCAUUCGCGAUGUCGUCACUCUGAUCCGCGACAGACUGCUAGUCGUCCAUCUCGAAGAUCGAUCGCUACCACCACCGCAUCGCGUGAAAGCCGACGUGCUGCUCAAGGAGUUGGAGGGCAUCGUCGAGAAGGCCAAGGCCACCGAUUCAGGUGCCCAAUAUCUCCAUACACCCAGGAAGCCGAUCGAUGGCCGUACGUACGACGUUGAUGGUAUUCUCAACGCCUCAAGACGUCCAGGAACCACGAAAAGUACAUACGAAUCACGCCUCUUACCAGGCAAUCAGCCUAGAGUGCACCCUUCAGGCAGUCUGUCGCCGCUAGCCGGAAAGGAUGUGCCUUUGCAUGGCGGACGAAAUGAACGAGACACAGUGAGCACAACCAUUGUCAGCGGGAAUGACCUUUACUAA
Fulvia fulva is the source of this 1785-nucleotide messenger RNA. RefSeq lists its product as uncharacterized. Gene Ontology annotation, molecular function: protein tyrosine kinase activity; protein serine/threonine kinase activity; ATP binding. The record is from RefSeq and is a predicted model, not a curated record. Lineage: Eukaryota; Fungi; Ascomycota; Dothideomycetes; Mycosphaerellales; Mycosphaerellaceae. The transcript has 4 exons. Bases 1 to 1785 code for a protein of 594 amino acids. Gene Ontology annotation, biological process: peptidyl-serine phosphorylation; peptidyl-threonine phosphorylation.